GAGCUGUGAGCGCGCUCCUGACUGGUCUGUGCUCAGAGCAGAGAGAAGCUGGAGAGAGAAGCUGGAGAGAGGGGCUGGAGAGAGCGCAGACACGGAGACAAACCCCGCUUUGGAGACGAUACACAGGGGCGAGAAGCGCGGAGCAGCGUAAACAGCAGAGCGAUGGCCGAGGGCCGCGUGUUCCCGGUGUGGCGGGGCAUCUGGGCCAGGGGAGGCUCCAGCGGGGGGUGGACUGAGACGUGGGAACGCUGCCUGCGGUGGGACUCUCCGGCUGCGAGACGAGGCGUGGGGCCCAUUUGGCUGGUCCUGUGUCGGGGGGGACGAGCCACCCUGACCCAGGUGUGUGAGAGGGGCAGGGGGGCCAUCGGACUGCCCUCCCACCUCAGGGUCCUGCCGCCUCUGUUCAACAUCCACCAGGUGCCAAAGGUAGUGCAGGAGGACAGCAUCAUGUCUGGGUAUAGAGACCCGUACAGCACCGCUCUGGACUGUGUCCUCAGCAGCUUCCAGAUCCACAACGAGACCAUCAACAUCUGGACACACUUCCUGCCCACGUGGUACUUCGUGUGGCGUUUGGCUGUGCUCUGCUCAUGCCUGGACUUCGGCUCAGACCCGUACUGCUGGCCCCUCCUGGUGUACAUGCUCCUGAUCUGCGUGUACCCGUUCACCUCCAGCUGCGCCCACACCUUCAGCGCCAUGUCCACCGAGACCUACCACAUCUGCUUCUUCUUCGACUACGGAGCCCUCAGCCUCUACAGCCUGGGUUGUGCCAUCAGCUAUGGGCACUAUGUGAUGCCUGAGUGUUGGGUGAACAGUGGACUCCAGCGCUGGUUUGUCCCGGUGGCUCUGCUCAACUCUCUGUUCUGCACCAGCCUGUCCUGCUACUCCCGGUUUGUGGAGCUGUGGGACCCUCAGAGGAGCAAAGUCCUGCGCACGGCCGCCUUUGUGGUCCCCUUCAUUUUUGACACCAUGCCUCUCUUCUACAGGAUCGUGUUGUGCUGUGGGGGAGGCUGCACCCACACCCAGGCUCUGUCCAGUCACUGUUACCACCUGGUGUUUGCUUUCCUCACCUGCUUCCUCUUCACGUCACACCUGCCCGAGCGCCUGGCCCCGGGACGCUUCGACUACUUUGGCCACAGUCACCAGCUGUUCCACGUCAGUGCUGUGGUGGGCACACACUUUCAGAUGGAGGGGGUGCUGGCGGACAUGCUCUCCAGACGCAGUUGGCUCUUGGACCAUGGGGGGCCGCCCUCCUUCCUCUGGACCAUCGGUGCUCUUCUCAUGGGUCUGGUCCUUAACCUCUUGAUCAUCGGGCUGUUCAGUGGCUUGUUACUAUGGAAACGCUCCGGGCAUUUUCCCUUAUUUUUCAAGAAGACAGUGAAGGACUGAGAUGAGUUUGGUCUGAAAACACAAGAACCUCAUGUCCACAGCUCCUGUCAGAGGACCCCUGCUCCUGUCUGAGGACCAGGGCCCAGUACAGCACAGUACAGUCCCUAUUCAGGGUCCUCACACUAACACUCUGGUCCAGUAGUGACUUCCGUCCAGUUUACUGUUUACUGUCCCACACACCAUGUUUACAUUUUAGAACUGUCAACAUCUCAAGAAGCUAGAAGGUAGGGUACAGGGUAGGGUACAGGGUAGGACAGAGGGUGUAAGGUAGGGUAGUCGGUACAAGGUAGGAUAGGGGGUACAGGAUAGAACAGAUGGUAUAGGGUAGAGUAGAGGGUAUACGGUAGGGUAGAGAGUAUAAGGUACGGUAGUGGGUAUAGGGUACGGUAGAGGGUAUAGGGUACGGUAGAGGGUAUAGGGUACGGUAGAGGGUAUAGGGUAGUGGGUAUAGGUUGGGGUAAAGGGUGUAUGGUAGGGUAGUGGGUAUAGGUUAGGGUAAAGGGUGUAUGGUAGGGUAGUGGGUAUAGGUUAGGGUAAAGGGUGUAUGGUAGGGUAGUGGGUAUAGGUUAGGGUAAAGGGUGUAUGGUAGGGUAGUGGGUAUAGGAUAGAGGGUAUAGGGUGUAUGGUAGGGCAGUGGGUAGAGGGUAUAGGGUAGGGUAUAGGGUCGAAUAGAGGGAAGGAGAUUAUUCAGAAUCACAGGUGAUGCACUGAAACUGUUGAACCUGAUCAUUGUUGGUUUGUGACCGGGUCCAAACUCACUGCAUUGGGACGUCCUGUGCACUGACCGCUCCUGCGCUCCAUCUCUCACUCCUCAUCUCAAACAACUGGAAAACAAAUGACAGCAUAUCUGUAUAAUAAUCUAUGUGUAUACAAAACAUUACACAAAGGGGGUCGAUACACCUGGUUUGGGACAGGAGCAGGAGGGGGGGGUCUUGUAUCUGCUCCAGUGUGUGUUUUAUUGGACCUCUGAGCAAAGUCUCCAGUGACUGCUAAAUGUUGGAACCAGUGACCAGGUGGAGGUAUCGCUCCUGAGAAGGUUCUUAAUGCUACAGCUAACAGAAUAUGUGACUGGCAAAAUGAUGGUGUGUAUACAACAACUUAACCUCAGUCACCAAAAAUAUGAAGCUCACUUUGAAGUGGUGCUGAUGUCGAUACUGUUUAUACUGACAUAUCAUUGUGCUCCUGUCUCAUCAUGUCCCCUCCUGCCUGCUCCUAUGUGCUCCUUCCUGCUCCUGUCUGCUCCUAUUUCCUCCUGUAUGAUCCAGCCUGCCACUGCUUGCUUCUGUCUGUUCCUUUGUGCUCCCGUCUGCUCCCGUCUGCUCCCGUCUGCUCCCGUCUGCUCCCGUCUGCUCCCGUCUGUCUUCCUUUUUAACCAAAUGUUUACAUGGAUAGCUCAUAUAUUUAUUACAUGUGAUUUUUAUAGCGAUAGAUGUUUUAUUUAGCACAGAAGCACUUCCAUAGGUUUCCUCAGUGUGGCGCCAUUGCUCUGUUGUGUGCUGGUCUGAUGGGGUUUUACCACCUCCUCGUCUCCAUGGGGACGUUAUUUCUUUACCUUGAAUGUUCCACAGUAUAGUAUUAAAGUGAUCUAUUUUGCAUUUAGUCAGUUAGAGCUGGUUUUUAUAGCAAACAAGAAUGAGGAAAUACAUAUAAAAAUUUCUUACUGUGAGCAGGGUUGCCUCUCCACAGAUCUGACCUGUGGCCUUGUGAUGUCACUCUCUUCCCUGUAUAAAGAUAAGUACGUUUAAUAUCAUUUUGUGGAACAUUUCAGACGAAGAAAUAACAUCGCCAUAGACACGAGCAGGUGGUAGUCCCUUCACUAGAAAAAUGACAUGGUUCCCUUUUUAUUUUGUCGUAAUAACUACUUUUUUAAAGAGGGGGUAUUAUGCAAAAUACCAUGUUAUAAAGUUCCCACAUCCAAAACAUGCCUGAAGAGGUUUUAGAUUCAUCCAUGCAUGUUUGAGUAUUUUAGUGAUUUCUCCUUCCUUAUGGUUAGCAGUACGAGCCUGUACAAAGCUCCGCCCACAAGGUUAAACCACCCAAGCUCCCACACGACACCUCUCUAUAAAUAUACAGAAACAUGAUACAAAACGGUACAGAGCAACUUGACAAACCUGAUGUGAUGUGCAGUAGUUUGAUGCAGAAUGCACUCUGAUUAUGUUGCAAUAGUGUUCUGAAGGGGGAGUGACUUAGUGUGGAGAGCAUAUUAAAAAUGAAAGCUGUUAAUAUGGUGCUUUCGGUGAAUAUAGCAUUUUCAAAACAACAAAAGGUAACGCGGUGAUCUAAAUAUGUUAUGAGUUAGCACGUAAUGCCCCAUAAAAGUAAAGCAUCCCCACUUUAAUAAUAACUAUAUAUAUAUAAUUUACAACAGGCACUUGUGGACCUGUCACUUAACACAUUUGAAUAUUUGGUCUUGUGUGAUGGUGUAAAUGGAGCCUCUGAUGAAGUACUACGUGCCGCAUGCCGCUGUCCGUGGUGCUGAAGACGCUUUCACUCAGAAUUGUGUUAAGUUUUCCUGGUGGUUACGUACGUGCUCUCAGGGUUUGGACAGCGCAUGUUUAGAAUAGGCAGUGGUGGAAGAAGUACUCCAUUUUGUUACUUAAGUAAACGUGCAGAUACUGGAGCA
Messenger RNA from Periophthalmus magnuspinnatus, 4009 nucleotides. It is a transcript of the gene paqr6, whose product is annotated as progestin and adipoQ receptor family member VI. The transcript has 8 exons. Lineage: Eukaryota; Metazoa; Chordata; Actinopteri; Gobiiformes; Gobiidae. The coding region runs from base 163 to 1386 and encodes 407 amino acids. Gene Ontology annotation, molecular function: signaling receptor activity. The record is from RefSeq and is a predicted model, not a curated record. Gene Ontology annotation, cellular component: membrane.